This is a messenger RNA of Peronospora matthiolae, 783 nucleotides long. The record is from the annotation of a GenBank genome assembly. NCBI's taxonomy places the organism in Eukaryota, Oomycota, Peronosporomycetes, Peronosporales, Peronosporaceae.
AUGCUGCCACCCAGCAUCCAGAUCCACGAGGGACCUGGCCAAGUUGUUGUCAAGCUCGCUGACGGGUUACCACGCCGCGUAUCGCGGCGCGAAGUGUCUUUGCCGUACACGUUUGACGGCUUUCGCAGUAACGACAAUUUCUUGGUGAUUGAAAUAAAUUAUUCAUUCGAUUGCAUCCUGGGCAUGCCAUGGUUGGCACGCUAUAAGCCCCAGAUCGACUGGUUAGCCAGAUCAGUGAGACGUCGAAGCAAGUUCGACGUCAGCGAAGUGUUCACCCAUCUCUUGGUGUCUCCAAGUGAUUGGCCGAACGUAACAGUAGUGGAUCGUACAUCCACGACACCGGCGGUACACAGAGUGAGCGAUGGCCCUCUCUGUACCGCUUGUUCCGUGCCCCUACGCACGAGUGAUGAUGUCUCCUCGCUUUGCAGCGAGGAGUCCGACGUGGACGAACAGUGGCUCCCGCCUAAUGACGACGCGGACGAGCAGUGGCUCCCGCGCGACGACGACGCGGUCGAACAGCGGUUCCCGCACGAGAGAGCAGUGGUCGAACACGAACAAGUGUUCCCACCUGCACCUAUUGUGGUCAAGCAGAGGCUCCCACAAGGGCAAGAUGUGGCCGAGCAGGGGCUCGCCACCGAGUGUGACGUAGAUGGACACGAGUCCCCACGUGCGAACAUGAUGGUCGAACAGGGGUUCCCAUCGUCGCCUACUGUGGUCGAACAGAGUUCCCACAUGAGCAAGACGUGGUCGAGCAGGGGCUCCCACACGAGUUUGUGGCGGUAG